Molecule: messenger RNA, 3264 nt
Organism: Diuraphis noxia (Russian wheat aphid)
Lineage: Eukaryota; Metazoa; Arthropoda; Insecta; Hemiptera; Aphididae
Source: RefSeq, a predicted model, not a curated record
AUGGCUUUAGACGCAGAAGCACUGAAGGUGCUAUCUGAUCUCAAACGUAAGCGGGGUGUUGUGAAGGCCGCACUCACGCGAACGCUAAAAUUUAUCGGAAAUUUUGAUGCAAGGGUUGAGGCGCUAUCCCUACUAGAGUUUAGGCAAGAAGAGUUGCCCCAAAUUAAUAAGCAGUUUGAUGACGUGCAAGUUGAGAUAGAAUUGCUCAACACUGAUGAGCUUUUAGAAGAGGAAAAGGAAAGAGACGAAUUUGAAAAAAAUUAUUUCGCAGCACGUUCACAAAUUCAAGAAAUUAUAAAUAAGAACAAACGUCGCAAUGCAUCGGGUGACGAUGCUUCACUUGAUUCAUCAGCGCAGUACCCACGAGCACAUCUAGCCCCGAUCGAUUUACCGAAGUUCAACGGAAAUAUACAAGAAUGGGAAGCUUUCUUCGACAGCUUCAAGGUGAUGGUGCACAACCAGGACAGUUAUUCUCAGGCUCAUAAAUUUCACUACCUUCGCUCAACGUUAAGUGGACAAGCACUGGACUUGAUAAAGCCUCUACCAAUGACGGACGCGAAUUAUGGACUAGCAAUACAAAAACUUCAACAGCGGUACGAUAACAAAAGUUUAGUAAUUCAAACACAUAUUCGGAAGAUUCUGAAUAGUCCUCGAAUACAGUCUGCCUCAGCUCAAGAAUUAUCAAGGCUACAAUCACAUAUCACUGCACACUUGGCAGCACUAGAGGCAUUGAGAAUGCCUAUUGAACAUUGGGACGCAUGGCUGGUAACCAUUUUAGUGGAAAGAAUGGACGGAGCAUCCAGUCAUGAAUGGCAGCUCCGACAAAGGACUACAGAGUUACCCAAAUAUAAGGACGUGAUGGCAUUUUUGGCAAGUCGCAGUAUCGCCUUUGAAAGCUCGGAAGCACUAUCAAUUAGGGUAAACGAAAUCAACCACUCAUCAAAAAAGGCAAGCCAUGGGGGCACUAGCAAAAGAAUAACUUUAGCGGCGUCAUCAGAAUCAAAUCUUGAUAAGUGUAACCUGUGCGAAGGUUCACAUAGACUAUAUGCCUGUUCGAAGUUUAAGGAACUAUCAGUGUCAGAUCGCUUUAAUCAUGUGCGUGGGAGACGUUUAUGUUUUAAUUGUCUGGCGCCAUCUCACAUGUCGGAUGCGUGUCGCUCUAAAUAUUCUUGUCAAAAAUGUAGAAGACCUCAUAAUACGUUACUACACUUUGAAGGUAAUGCUCGGGACGUUUCGGCUGCUGCUACCGUUUCUCAUGAUAACGAAGCCAAAGGUGAUGCUGAAGAAGUUGCUAACGCAGAUCAAGUGUCACUAUUAAUAAAUCACAAUAAAAGUCAUGUAUUUCUAUCGACCGCGGUUGUGUUAGCAACUGACAAAUUUGGCAAUGCCCGCCAAUGUCGAACUAUAUUGGACAGUGGGUCCCAAGUGAAUUUCAUAUCCAAGGGUCUGUACAACAAGCUGCAAUUGCCGACAAGGCAUUCAAUUCUACCAAUAAAUGGUAUUGGAGCAAGUCAUGUACAAUCAAGAUCGUGUGUGGAAGUACAAUUGAAGUCAAGAGUGUCAAAUUUCAACAUAAAUAUAUCUUGCUACAUAUUACCUGUCAUCGUGAACUCAUUGCCCGCAGUAACCUCCCCAGUGGAUGGUUGGAAUAUACCAGAAGAUCUAGCCAACGGCUUGGCGGACCCGACGUUCUUCGAGGCCGGGUCAAUAGACUUACUCAUUGGAGGAGGCUCGUUUUUCGAUCUUUUGGACCCAGAACGAGUUCAUUUAGAAGUGGAUACAUUGUGCCUGCAAGGUAGCAAAUUCGGAUGGAUAGUGACGGGUGAAAUUGGUGUCAUUUCACUCCCGAGUAUCGCAUCGAUGGGACAGUUGUUAGAAGAGGACUGGAGAGCGUUGAAGGACAAAGAAGAUAAUUUAUACGGACGGCAUUCAAAGAUGAAUCUAAAACUAUUGGAAGAGAAGCAGACCGUUGAGCAUUUCAAGAAGAAUACAAGGAGGGGAAUGGACGGUCGCUUCAUCGUAAGAUUACCACUGAAACCCUUAGUAGAAGAGCUCGGUGACACGUUGAAACUCGCAACCACUCGCUUCAUAAGUGUAGAAAGGAGACUAAUGCGGGAUGAGAAGCUUCAGAAGGAAUACGCUCGAUUCAUGGAGGAGUACCUUGACCUUGGGCACAUGGAAGAGGUAAUUGAUGAAGACCAAAUACCUAAGCGAUCGUCCUACCUACCUCACCAUGCCGUGAUAAAGGAAUCAAGUCUAACCACCAAGGUCCGCGUUGUAUUCGAUGCUUCUGCAAAGAGUUCGACUGGUGUCACGCUCAAUGAUGUGUUGAUGUGUGGACCAAAUGUCCAAGAGGAUGUCUUCUCUAUAUUAGCCAGAUUCAGGAAGCAUCAAUACGUGUUGACAUCAGACAUCGAAAAAAUGUUUAGACAGGUAGCAGUUGCAAAAACGGAUUGGGAUCUCCAGCGCAUCGUGCGGAGAGCCAAACCCAGUGAUCCUUUGCGCACAUUUCGACUCACAACUGUGACUUAUGGGACUACAUCGGCCUCAUUUCUUGCAACUCAGUGCCUAGUAACCUUGGCAGAAAAUGUAAAGGGGCUUUACCCUAAUGCAGCUCGAAUAAUUAGAAGAGAUUUUUACAUGGAUGACCUCAUGUCAGGGGCCGAUACAGAAGAGGAAUGUUUGAAGCUACAACAAGAAAUAAGUGAUAUUCUGAACUCGGCCAAACUCAAAUUGCGAAAAUGGUGUUCAAAUUCUGUAAGGGUGUUAGAGAAUAUAGACAAGGUUGAGGACGAUCCACUUUUUACUUUAGAAAUUAAGGAUGGAAAUACGGUGAAAUCUCUGGGGUUAGGUUGGAAACCGUUAGCAGAUCAGUUUCACUUCAACAUCUCCAUAGACCCGUCAUUAAACAAGUGCACAAAGAGGACAUUGCUAUCGGAUUUGAAUCGUGUGUUUGACCCACUUGGAUUCUUAUGCCCUGUUUUACUAAGAGGAAAAAUGUUUUUACAGCAAAUAUGGUCGAUGAAAUUAGAUUGGGAUACGCAACUUUCUUCUGACAUUCAAGGAAGGUGGAAAUCAUUCAUUCGUGAGUUGCAGGAUCUCAAAUGUUUAUCUAUUCCAAGGAAGGUGAAGCCAUUGGCAAAUCAUCCUCCCGAAAUACAUGGAUUUUGCGAUGCCUCCCAGGAGGCAUAUGGGGCUUGCAUCUAUAUCAAGGAAGGUGGAAUUCUCAGCUUCUUUGUGCAAGGACAAGAGUGGCACCUCUGA